Molecule: messenger RNA, 2005 nt
Organism: Dalotia coriaria
Lineage: Eukaryota; Metazoa; Arthropoda; Insecta; Coleoptera; Staphylinidae
Gene: Rcc1
Product: Regulator of chromosome condensation 1
Exons: 6
Coding region: 299-1687 (462 amino acids)
Cellular component (GO): cytoplasm
Molecular function (GO): guanyl-nucleotide exchange factor activity
Source: RefSeq, a predicted model, not a curated record
GUCGCACGUUUAUGUGUGCGUGCGCUCCUUGUUGCCCUUGCAUUGCGUGCAUUGCGCGUCCUUCACCAUUCUCAUGAGCUUGUGUCAUCCACAUCUGGCUUCCACGCGUUUCCCGCUAUAAUUAUCCUGUGGCAACUAAUGCAAUUGGACGUAACAUCUAUUAAACUCAUAUUGAAAGUGCUUCUAUCCAUUUCGUAUUAUUGGAUUUAAAUUACGAAAUAAACCAUUCACUGGAGGAUAUCUACAACUGCCCACGCAACAAAUUAAUCGUAUACACCCAUCAAAACACAUACACACUAUGUCCACCAAGAGAAGACGUCCAAGUACAAAUCAGGACCGCGAGCGGGGACAGCCGCGUGUAAAAAGAGUCAAAUUCACUUUGGAUUCUGUUGCAUUGCCAUCAAUUACAACAAAAGGAGCUGUGUUUGUGACUGGGACAGGUGAUGUAGGCCAGCUAGGUCUAGGUCCUGAUAUAAUGGACAGAAGUAGGCCCACAUUCCUUAAAAUGGAGCAUGAAGUAGUUGAUAUAUGUGCUGGUGGAAUGCAUACUGUGUGUUUAACUAAAGAGGGCAAGUUGCUAACAUUUGGAUGCAAUGAUGAAGGUGCGCUUGGCAGAGUAAUAGAAGAAGAUGGAGAAUAUGAACCAGGUCUUGUGGAUUUGCCAGGAAAGGUCAUACAAAUUUCGGCGGGUGAUUCACAUACUUGUGCCCUCUUGGAUGAUGGUAGAGUGUUUACAUGGGGCACAUUUAGGGAUUCACAUGGAAAUAUGGGUAUGACAGUGAAUGGUAAUGAAAAAUUGCCGAUUCAGAUUCUGAACGACCAGCAUGUGAUGAAAAUCGCGUCGGGCGCUGAUCAUAUUGUAUUCCUAACGCGUUUCGGAGAAGUGUACACUUGCGGCUGCGCUGAGCAAGGGCAAUUGGGGAGGACAACAGGUCGUGGAAGUGGAAGAACCGCCAGAAAUGGUGUGGGUCAUGAUCAAAUUGUUAAACUUCUUACGCCGGGGCUCAUAAGUCUGAAACCCAGUUUGAAACUGCAUUUUGAUGAUAUCUGGGCCGGCACCUAUGCGACUUUCGCGAAAGUAGCGGGAUCCAGUGAUGUCUAUGUGUUUGGUCUGAAUAACUAUUAUCAAAUCGGCUUAAAAGCAACAACUCCGCAAUAUACACCCGUCAAGUCACCAGAAUAUUCUAAGCACGAAUGGAAGAACAUUGCAUGUGCGGCGCAUCACGCAAUUGCAUUAUCAAAGGAUGGUAAAGUGUUUGUUAUUGGACGAAAGGAGUACGGCAGAUUGGGAUUAGGUGAAGUUGAAGAUGAUGCUCAAGUAUUAACUCAAGUGCUCAACGAUAAAAACAUUGUUGCUGUGGGUUGCGGUGCGUCACAAUCUUUUGCUGUCACUGAAAGUGGUGAUUUAUAUGGUUGGGGUAUGGGUACAGGUGGGCAACUUGGUACUGGCAGUGAAGAUGACUGCUUGGUACCAACCUUGAUUAAAAGUAAGCAAAUACAAGAUAGGAAAAUUAUUCGUGUGGUUAGCGGUGGCCAGCAUACGGUAAUGCUAGCACAACUGCCGGAAAACGAGCAAAAGCCAGCUGCGGAGCCUAGGAAAAAUGGAAAGCAGAGCAAAACCGAGGACAAAAUGGAAACCGACGAAAAGCCAAGCGCUGCCAAUGGCAAAACCGACGACUCUGCCUGAUUAAAUUACAACAAAUUGUACCGGUACAAUUAAACAAUCAUGCAGUAUCAAUUUGCGCAUUUACCCACAAAAAAAGUACAAAACCGUUGCUUUUUAAAUAUUAAAACUCCACAUUGCUUACGCCGCAGGUAAGUAAUUGACACGACACGUUGGAAUCGUUUCUGUAUUUUUAGAUAACAUGAAGAAAUUUGUGCGUUUCUUUGUUCAUUGUUAAUUUAAGAAGUUUGUAUUUUGAUCAUGUUAUUAGUUUAUAAUUCGAUGUGAAUGAAAUGAAUUGUCAAGCAUACCUGGAUAUUGAAAUAAAAAUGAGAGAUCGUA